UAGAGGGGAGAGAUGGGAAAUGUAGUUGUAUCAAAAUUACCCAUAACUCCUUGGUGUAGGGAAAUACCAGGCGGGUAAUAGAAAAAGUGUGUCGUGCUAAAUAGCUUCUAGUCACAAGUAGUACUGUUAAACGUCUUUAUAUCGUUCAAUAAUUUAAGAAAACGUAAACGUAGAAAUCUGCAGUUUUAAAAGCGAAUUAUUUAUUCGCUUUCCCGAGGUGAAUUUCGUAAACAAGCAAGCAUUCGGAUUUGACUUUCGGACGAUACAAGCUAACAGUCGUGUGAUGCUAAGAUUUUCCUGCAAGUGUAUGGAGCCCGCGUAGCUUUUUGGUGUUAGAUGUGGACGUCUUAGGUAAAAAAUGUCUGGUUUUAAUUUCGGCUCGGGGACCCUCGGCGCGACCAACACAGGUGGAGGAUUUUCAUUCGGAGGGGCAACCAGUGCACCUGCGGCUAGUACUGGCGGCUUUUCUUUUGGGACUGUUCUGGGAACGCCAGCUGCAACCCCUGCUUCCACCACCACCACCACAGCAUCCCUUGGUUUAGGAGGAAAUCCUUUUGGCCAAAAACCAACAGGAGGAUUUUCUUUUAAUACACCUACCUCAAGUGCUGCUGCACCCACAACAGGCCUUACAUUAGGUGGUGCCCCAGCUUCUACAGCUGCCACUACUGGCUUUAGUUUAGGCUUCAGCAAGCCCACUGCCUCAGCAACGCCUUUCUCCCUCACCACCACCACAACAACCACCUCCUCAACCGUUGGAGCAGGUUUAUCAUUCGGCUCCAUUCUAAGCGCUCAGCAGCAGCAGCAGCAGCAGCAGCAGCCUACAGCCACAAGCUUCUCCCUUGGGCUUGGUGGCUCAACAGCUUCCGCAGUAGCCACAACAGUGCCACCACUAGGGGGAAGUUUGUUCUCCAGUUCUUUAUCUACAGGUUUGGGACAAACCACUCUUGGAGCUGGUGGUGGGCUAACAUUAGGUUCUUUGCUGGGAACCUCAACAGCAGCAUCAACUGCCCCAGCUCCUAGUAUUGGUCUAGGUGGGGUUGAUUUCAGCACUUCCUCCGAGAAUAAGAGCGACACAUUGUCUGGAUCCAAUGAACAGGACAGCAAAGCUUUAAAAGAUGAGAAUCUGCCCCCAGUUAUUUGUCAGGAUGUUGAAAACUUUCAAAAAUGUGUCAAAGAGCAGAAACAGGUGCAGGAAGAGAUCAGCAGGAUGUCAUCAAAAGCUAUUUCUAAAGUCCAAGAUGACAUCAAGAACCUCAAACAGCUUCUCUCUGUCAGUGCAAGCGGUCUGCAGCGCCAAGCUCUGGCUAUCGACAAGUUAAAACUGGAAACAGCUCAGGAGCUGAAAAAUGCUGACAUAGCACUGCGUACACAGAAGACCCCCCCUGGACUUCAGCAUGAAAAUACAGCUCCAUCAGAUUAUUUCCGUAGCCUUGUGGAGCAGUUUGAAGUGCAGCUGCAACAGUACCGGCAGCAAAUUGAAGAGCUGGAAAAUCACCUGACGACACAGGGCAGCGGCUCCCACAUCACGCCUCAAGAUUUGACGAUGGCCAUGCAGAAGUUAUACCAAACAUUUGUCGCACAGGCUGCUCAGCUUCAAUCUGUCCAUGAAAACGUCAAGAUUUUGAAGCAGCAGUAUCUUUCCUACCGCCGAGCCUUUCUGGAAGACUCCACAGACAUCUUCGAGACAAAGCGCGCGUCCAACAGGAAAUGGCAGAGCGCACCGCGAGUCACGACCGGGCCUGCCCCCUUCUCCAGUGUCCCCAACGCUGCAGCUGUUGCCAUGGCAGCCACGUUGACCCAGCAACAGCAGCCAACUCCAGGGACACAGGCACCCUUGGGGGCAGGAUUUGGAAAUCCUUUUGCCUCAGCAGUGGGCACUAGCCUGGGCUCUUCCACCCUUGGAGGAUUUGCUGGUGGACCAGGAUUCGGCGGCGUGGGUUGCGCAGGGUCGUCUUUUGGCUUCUCCACUGCUGCUAAGCCCACAGGGGGCAGUCUGAGUGCAGGUUUUGGCAGCACCAGCAAUUCGGGCUUUAACUUCAGCAACCCCGGCAUCAACCCAUCUGCCGGCCUGACCUUCGGCGUGUCCAACCAGCCAGCGGCGGGCUUCGGAGCGGCAGGGCCACUUCUCCAGCUGAAAAAGCCUCCGGCCGGUAACAAAAGAGGCAAGAGAUAGAAACGUAGAAAGACUGGACUUGUUCAGUGCUUGAAAUAAGUAAAACUUAGAAGCAGAGGGGGAGAAUAAAGGAGACAGCAACAAAGUGAUGCCGCUUUUCAAUAAAUGGAUUGAUUAUUUAUAUUUUUAUGCUCUCAUUUUGCAAAUUUUUCCCCCUAAAACAUCUUGCUAACAAAGUUUGUUUUUUUGUUUAUUCUUGUCACAAACUGCCAGAAACAGAGAUUGUGCUAGCUUUGUUAACAAGUUACCUUACGUUUGGAUGUCACAAAACCCUUGCAAGUAAAUAAAGCAUUGGUGUUUGGGUUUAAACACUCUUUGGCCUCAAUCAGCGCCUCAAUCUGCCAGCAAAGGAAGGAGCUGUUUUUUUUUUUUUUUUUUUCGUCUUUUUUUAAAAAUAAAGCUUUUUGUCCAAAUAUUUUUUAAGUCGGACAUGUUUUCUUGUGUCUCAGUAUAAAAAAAAACUGUGUUGAUAGUUUUAUUGUGUUUUUUGAAACUGUACAUCAGAAAAAUGCACUCAAAGAUGACUUGACCCAUGUCUCUUUGUAAGAAGAAGAUUGUGGAGUAUUACCUGAUCACUGAUAGGUGGAAUGCCUGAGUGACUAUGGGGCAAGUCAGUUUUAUUUUUCUACGGAGAGAAAAAGAAGCAACACUGGGUGAGGAUACAAGGGGACUAAAGUGUUGGGCUAUAGAAAAGUCGAGUCCACAUAACCUGUGUUAUUUUUGUUAAAAUCCAUCCUUUUUGUUGAAUUUUUCUGUCACUUUGUUUUGUUCGUGUGCUUUUGUAUUGACCUUAGAAUUGGAUACUGUCUUUACCCCAGCCCCAUUCAAUGUUAAGUUAGUUAAACUGAAAAUAUUCACAUUGUUUUCUGCUUAGUCAGAUUUUACCUGUGCUAGAACAUAUUUGCACCCUGAGUAUGUCACCCAUUUCUCUGUCUGUCAUGCAGUUAUGAAUUUGUGUCUAUUCUUUUUUUUUUCUUUGGAAGUUGUUUAAGUAGUCCUUCCUGUCGCUUUGGUUACCAAACGUUGGUAGUCGUAUUGUCUAUUUUCUAAUCAGUCUGUCUGAACUUGUGUCUUCAAGAUGCCGUUUAAUAAAAAAGUUUUUUGCCUGUA
Molecule: messenger RNA, 3283 nt
Organism: Oryzias melastigma (Indian medaka)
Lineage: Eukaryota; Metazoa; Chordata; Actinopteri; Beloniformes; Adrianichthyidae
Gene: nup58
Product: nucleoporin 58
Exons: 14
Coding region: 359-2173 (604 amino acids)
Biological process (GO): nucleocytoplasmic transport
Cellular component (GO): nuclear pore
Molecular function (GO): structural constituent of nuclear pore
Source: RefSeq, a predicted model, not a curated record